Molecule: messenger RNA, 1824 nt
Organism: Eutrema salsugineum
Lineage: Eukaryota; Viridiplantae; Streptophyta; Magnoliopsida; Brassicales; Brassicaceae
Product: probable protein phosphatase 2C 5
Exons: 8
Coding region: 283-1569 (428 amino acids)
Biological process (GO): protein dephosphorylation
Molecular function (GO): protein serine/threonine phosphatase activity
Source: RefSeq, a predicted model, not a curated record
UCUUCCCAAUCUGAGAAGAAAUUAGGCACAUACUCUUCGGCAACUUCGUCUCUCUUCUGUUUAUAAACUUUUUUUUUGUUUGUUUAUCUCUGUUCCACGCGUUUCCAGACUGAUAUUUUUCCAUUUGGUUACCGACGACGGCCCGGAAAUUUUCCCCGAGAAGGCGUCGAGGACCUCAGCAUUAUCUACGAGCCAACUUUUCCAGCUAGAUCUACUGUGUAUUUUACUGCGAUUUCUUUCUAACUCGAUUUUUUCCAGCCAAUGCUGAAGGCUUAGGCUGAAAUGAGCCCCUCAAAAGGAUCGAGGACGAAACAUUCUCUUGUUCCUCUUGCAACCCUUAUCGGUAGGGAGCUGAGGAGCGAGAAAGUAGAGAAACCUCUGGUCAAGUAUGGUCAAGCUGCUCUCGCUAAGAAAGGAGAAGACUACUUUUUGAUCAAAACUGACUGUGAGAGGGUAACUGGUGAUCCAUCAUCCGCUUUUUCAGUAUUCGGGAUAUUUGAUGGCCACAAUGGUAAUUCAGCUGCCAUAUAUACUAAGGAACAUCUUCUCGACAAUGUGGUGAGUGCAAUUCCUCAAGGCGCAACCAGGGAAGAGUGGCUUCAAGCUCUUCCUAGGGCACUAGUUGCAGGCUUUGUGAAAACAGACAUCGAAUUUCAGCAGAAAGGGGAAACUUCUGGAACAACGGUUACAUUUGUUAUAAUUGAUGGUUGGACUAUCACUGUCGCUUCUGUUGGCGACUCGCGCUGCAUAUUAGACACCCAAGGUGGUGUGGUUUCUCUGCUGACCGUCGAUCACAGGCUAGAAGAGAAUGUUGAAGAAAGAGAACGCAUAACUGCCAGUGGAGGUGAGGUCGGAAGGCUCAAUGUUUUUGGUGGCAAUGAGGUCGGACCACUUCGAUGCUGGCCUGGUGGUUUGUGUCUUUCGAGGUCCAUUGGUGAUACCGAUGUGGGAGAAUUUAUUGUCCCAAUACCGCAUGUUAAGCAAGUGAAACUUUCAGAUGCUGGAGGGAGACUCAUUAUAGCUUCAGAUGGUAUAUGGGAUAUACUGUCUUCUGAUAUGGCUGCCAAAGCUUGUCGUGGUUUAUCUGCGGAGCUUGCUGCUAAACUUGUUGUUAAGGAAGCGUUGCGAACAAAAGGGUUGAAGGAUGAUACUACUUGUGUAGUUGUUGACAUUGUUCCAUCUGAUCAUCUUGCCUUGGCUCCAACGCCUAGAAAGAAGCAGAACACACUCACCUCAUUUCUUUCUAGGAAAAAACAGACGGAUACCAACAACAAAAACGGGAACAAGCUUUCUUCUGUUGGAGUUGUAGAAGAACUGUUUGAAGAAGGUUCUGCUGUACUUGCAGAUAGAUUGGGAAAGGAUCUUCCCUCAAAUACGGACACUGGGCUCCUAAAGUGUGCUGUAUGCCAAAUAGAUCAAUCUCCAGCUGAAGAUCUAUUAAGUGACGAGGGUCCUAUCAUCUCCUCAGCAUCUAAGCGAUGGGAAGGCCCCUUCCUAUGCACAAUAUGCAAGAAAAAGAAAGACGCCAUGGAAGGAAAAAGACCAAGCAAAGGAUCAGUGACCACUUAAAGCCUCACUAUUGUCUUGAAAUAAACCAUAAUUUUCUUAUCUUACCUUCUUCGGGUGUGCUGUGAGACGGCCUGGUUUUGUGUUAUUCCCCCAGGCAUUGAUUGGAGAAGUAGCAUUAAUAGUAAAAAUGUUUGCAAAUGUUUGUAGAGAGAGAGAGAGGGAGAGAGAGAAUAGAUCCAAUUCUUAUCCAUUGUUUAAGAUUUGCCUGGUUAGUAUUCUUGGCUUAUUCUGACAAGUGACCAUUUACCUUGCCAG